AUGGCAUCUGUCGUGCCGAGGUUUAUAGUCAUCGAAUCUUAUCAGGAUGUGGGUUACCUAAGUUAUAUUCAUGAAGGCGGAGAUGCUGAUGGGUUUAUGAGAUUCAUGAAACUUGAGGUUACGAGCCCUUAUGCAAAGUUCGAAGUGGAGAGUUCGAACACAGAGGGCUUGGUGCAUAUAAGAAGUUGUCAAAGCAACAAGUAUUGGCAACGAACCUCUCUUCCCUCCUUCCCUGCGGGAGCCUGGACCGCGACAACGUCAAAGGAGAAGGAGGAAGAUGAAUCAAAGGAGUCAUGCACAUUGCUCAAGUUUAUCUCCGUAGACCCUGCUGCAAACAAGUUCAGAAUCAUGCAUGUGCAAUCGGGAUGCUAUGUAUGCAAAUGGGGAUCGGAGGAUCAAAAGUUUGAUCAGGGCAUGUUAAUUAGCUACAAGGAGACCGAUUGGCAAGGCGCUGAUGUCUUCACAAUUAUUGAUUGGACUUCGUUAGUGAUUCUACCCAGGCAUGUUGCCUUCAAGGGAUGCAAUGACAAGUAUCUGUGCCUUUACAAAGUCACAUCUCCGUAUUUCGGAAGUGAUGACAUCGGCGAAUCGACCGUCGCAUGCGAGAUUAUCCCUGUCAAGGACGGAAAUAUUCGCAUCAAGUCCUCAAGUACCGGGCAAUUCUUUAGGUGUGACGCCAAGUGGAUCUGGGCAGAUACCUACGACACCGCCACCGACCAUGUCGACAGCUUGUUUCGCCCCGUCAAAAUCGACAAUGACAAGAUAGCCCUAAUCAGCUUGUGCACCAAUAAAUUCUGCAGGAUGCUAUCAGAAGAUGGAUUCGGUGAUGCUCUUGCUGCGGUUGAGCCCUCCGUUAUCAAAGAAGCCCAAAUCACGGUGGACGAGCCUGUCAUGACGAGGAAAAUUUAUGAUGUCAAAUAUGAUCUCGAUAAUUCCAGGAUUUACGACAAUGCAGUGAUCGUCGUGGCCCAGAAUUCCGCUAGCAACUUGACCGAGGAGCCCUCCACUCUGGACGUCAAGCUUACAUAUACAGAUACCAAGAGUAGUUCUUGGAAGUCUGCAUUUUCACUAACGUUGGGCAUGAAGACAUCGAUUAACCUCGAUGUUCCGGAAAUUUUCGAUGGGAACAUCGAAUUUUCCACUCAAGUUCAAUCAGGAGUCGAGUGGGGAAAGGUCUUCGAAUCGACCACUGAUCUCGAAGUCUCGCACAGCAUCGUCGUACCACCGAUGAGUAAGGUAACGGUUAAUCUAGUAGCAACCAAAGGUAUGUGCAAUGUUCCUUUCUCAUACAGGCAGAGCGACACUCUCUAUGAUGGGAGCACUGUCUUGACUGAAGUACAAGGUGGCACGUACUAUGGUUCUAAUUACUACGGCAUGAAAUUUGAGGACAAUCAGAGGAGAUACCUCCAGGGACCAAAAAGUAAUCUGAUAUAUAUACUCCAACAAGAAAGAUGGGUGUGUCUGCAUGUGUUGUCUUUGCUGGGGUUUGGUUUAUAA
Molecule: messenger RNA, 1497 nt
Organism: Hibiscus syriacus
Lineage: Eukaryota; Viridiplantae; Streptophyta; Magnoliopsida; Malvales; Malvaceae
Exons: 1
Coding region: 1-1497 (498 amino acids)
Source: RefSeq, a predicted model, not a curated record